This is a messenger RNA of Elgaria multicarinata webbii, 1795 nucleotides long. RefSeq names its product coiled-coil domain containing 198 (gene CCDC198). The transcript has 6 exons. The record is from RefSeq and is a predicted model, not a curated record. Bases 494 to 1393 code for a protein of 299 amino acids. NCBI's taxonomy places the organism in Eukaryota, Metazoa, Chordata, Lepidosauria, Squamata, Anguidae.
CCAGGUCAAUGUUUAACUGGACUCACCAUAUGUGGAGAUGGAGGUGUUACCAUGGAAAUGGGUGCACAUUUGGCUUUUGGUAUGUCUCUCUCUCUCUCCGUGUGUGUGUAUUUGUGCGUGCGUUCUGACAGAAAAAUACCAUUGAAGGACCUUGACCACCUUCACCUCAAAAAGCGAUUGAAGAAAUGGAACUGUAUGGAUCCCAAAGCUAACAUCUACCCCUUGUUGAGGGCCCUCUUCCUGAGGAGAUCUUGAAUUUGCCUUUGCACUUUCAACCUCUUUUGAGCAGCUAUAUGGCCGUUCAAAAGUGCCACCUCUGCACCAAGCGGUUCCAGGGUCGUAGGAUUGAUCUUUGUCCCCCCAUUUUAAGGACUACCUUUCUGCAUUUUUGAGUCCGAGGAUUGAAAUAUAGGUUGCUGUUGUUGUUAUUAUUAUUUACUAGAAGGUUUGGCCAUUCUUUCUUUUGAAAGUGAGUCAUCCGUAACCCAGAAAGAUGGGUUUGAAUUCGUCCAAGGCUCGUAGGAAGGUGACCAAGGUGGCCCCGAUGUCAAGCAAAGCGGAAAGACUGGAUGCCUCCAGCAGUGUGGCUGUGUAUACGUUCCAGAAUUCUCCUCAAGAGAUGCGUCAGACUUCAGUUACCUCCUGGAUGGGGAGAAAUCCGGUAUUGGAAAGGCACCUUCCUCCACUGAGAGAAACAUGGCAAGGAAGAUAUGCCACAGGGCCCCGGCCUCUUCCGUUAGACCUGACGACAGAAUGGGGAGAAGCAAGCAUCAUCAAGCAGCACCCUCCACGAAGGCUGCAGAAGCUGAAGCCUUUCAUUCUUGCAAAUGACACCCCUCCAGACAAGUACGCGAGUCUGCAAGGUGGCACGGCAGCAUGCAAAGCAAAGAAGGAGCUAGAGAAGGGAGGGGAAGCCGUUAUCCACCCUGCAGGAAGACGGCAGUAUUUGCUUAAGAUGAAGAUGCUGGAAAUAAGGAAAGAGGCAGAAUUGAAGCGGCGCCUGCACCAGGAAGCAAGACUCAAUCAGCCAAAAACAAGGGACCUCAACAUUCAGGGGACUCGUGGGCAUGUGCAGAUAAAUAAUAGCAGUGAGGAUGACGAAGAUCUAUUUGCCAUUGAGCGUGACCAAACGUUUAAUGGACACCAUGAUGAUUUAUGGAGCGGUGGACUCUAUAAAGAGCACAGACCACCUGAAUCCCAUCUUGGCCAGAGAGGUAAAGUGGAGACGUGGCUGCUAAAGCAGCAGGCCAGAAGAGAAUCCUCUUCGGAUGCUUCAAGCACCGACUCCGAUACCUGGAACGGCUUUGGGAAACCUUGCCGGAGGCCUGCCUUAGUGAGAACCAAGACGGAGAGGAUCGCCCUUUUUGACGAGUUUUUCGAUCGAGAGUUCUGAGCUAAGGGUGCCGUGCAAAAGGCCAAGCGGCCAUGACUCUUACAUGGGAAUUGUAGUCCCCACACAUCUGGAGGGCAUGAGGUUGGGGAAAGCUGGUGGGUUCAAUAAAUAGGCCUUGCCCACCCCUUCCAAGAACCUGAGGUCUGCAGCAGGUUUAAGCUGGUAUUAUCGUCUUUCCCUUUUCUCAGGUCACCCUGGGAAGUGUAGCAUUGUAGGGAGGGUGUCUUUUUUGUAAGUCUCAGCUCAUUACCAGAGCACAGGUCCCAAUAUUCUUUGUGGGGAAGCCAUAAAAACCAAUGGGGCAUGAAGCCAAUACAGGUUUGUACUGCACAUAGACUAGGGUGACCAUAGGAAAAGGAGGACAGGGCUCCUGUAUCUUUAACAGUUGUAUUGAAAAGGGAA